AUGCUCUCAACUGAAAUGCUGGAAGCGAAACAAAUUGGAGUACGAGGACUGUCGUGUUACGGUUUCAGACUGUUAGAUGGGUCAUUUCUAUACGGACCAAUUGCCUUGUUCCCAAAAACGGCUCUCUCAUGGCGUGUUGCUACACCAGAUGAUAUCACUCCACGAUCAUUAUCACUUUUUGCUGCUCUUGAACCAAAAAUUGAUAUUCUGGUUUUAGGUGUUGGCGAUAAAAAGAAUAUUGAUAGAGUUCGUGCUGCAGUGGCACCGUUUCUACGAGAGCAUCAAAUAGGAUUGGAGAUAAUGGAUACAGAAGACGCCAUUGCCACAUUCAACUUUCUGAAUGCUGAAGGACGAUACGUGGGAGCUGCUCUUUAUCCUCCAGAUGAUAUGGUCGUUACAGACAAAGAAUACGGUAGAGCUUUGGCGCUUCUCAAGGGUUGGGAUACGGUUGAAGAGAAUCCGCUACUCACAGGACUCAGCGAUACAAUUAAUCAAGCUGAAGAUCUUGUUAAACGAUUGUGGAGUGGAGAUGAGAAGAGUUGGCAAUCAGCAAGACAAAAGGUUCUCGAGUCACCAUCUCAACGAGAAGAACGAAUGCAAUUGGAAGUUGAAGGAAAGGAGAAGAAACGAAUUGAAUAA
Molecule: messenger RNA, 639 nt
Organism: Caenorhabditis remanei
Lineage: Eukaryota; Metazoa; Nematoda; Chromadorea; Rhabditida; Rhabditidae
Exons: 5
Coding region: 1-639 (212 amino acids)
Biological process (GO): mitochondrial respiratory chain complex I assembly
Cellular component (GO): mitochondrial inner membrane
Source: RefSeq, a predicted model, not a curated record